Ilex paraguariensis (yerba mate) is the source of this 2202-nucleotide messenger RNA. NCBI's taxonomy places the organism in Eukaryota, Viridiplantae, Streptophyta, Magnoliopsida, Aquifoliales, Aquifoliaceae. The record is from the annotation of a GenBank genome assembly.
GGUGAGGUUAAGGCAUCACAACUUUCCCCACCGCUGAUUAACAUGUUUAUUCCAAACCAUUGAAAAACAUCCUUGGUUGGUGACACCUCAGCCAAGCCAGCUCAGUUUUCAGCAAAAAUUUGACAAGUGCGAGAUCCACCCAUUUCGUCCGACAAGUUUCUCUAGUCGUUGAGCGCCACAGUUUUACUUAUCUGAGAGGCCAAGGGGAGAGAGAGAGAGAGAGAGAGAGGGAGAGAGACCUUCACUUUUAGUUUUAGCAGAGACAUUGGACAUAGUUGAACUGGAGCUUCAGCAUUUUCGUUGAUGACAUUUGAGCUGAGUUCAUGGUGAAGCUGUCGUAAGUGAUCAGUCGAUGGGUUUUUACAUCUCAUUAUUUCUUUGUCUGGUGCCUCUUACUGCAAUUUUGGCUCUAGAGAUUGAAGAUGCAAAAUUUGUAGUCAAUGGAACUGCAACAGUUGCUGAUACAGAUGCUAAUUUUGUGUGUGCUACUAUUGAUUGGUGGCCUCAAGAUAAGUGUAACUUCAACCAAUGCCCAUGGGGAUCUUCAUCUGCGAUAAAUCUAGACUUAUCUCAUCCCAUACUUGCCAAGGCUAUCCAAGCAUUCAAUCGUUUGAGAAUAAGAGUAGGAGGGUCUUUGCAAGACCAAGUACUGUACGAUGUGGGAAAUUUGCAGUCUCCUUGCCAUCCAUUUAUGAAGGUGAAAAAUGGAUUAUUUGGAUUUUCUAAGGGAUGCUUGCAUAUGAAUAGAUGGGAUGAGCUGAACCAUUUCUUCAGGAAGACAGGAGCACUUGUGACAUUUGGCUUGAAUGCACUAUAUGGGAGGCACCAAAUUGGAAGGGGAGUUUGGGGAGGAAAUUGGAAUUCCAGUAAUGCCCAUGACUUCAUAAAAUACACCAUUUCCAAGGGGUACCAGAUAGAUUCAUGGGAAUUCGGGAACGAGUUAAGUGGCCGUGGGAUUGGUGCAAGUGUUGGUGCUGAACUGUAUGCGAAAGAUUUAAUCAGCCUUAGGACAAUCCUUGAUGAGUUGUAUCGGAACUUCCGCCCAGAACCUUUACUCAUAGCACCAGGAGGAUUCUAUGAAAAGGAGUGGUAUGCGAAGCUCCUUAAGGUUUCAGGUUCACUUGUAGUCAAUGCCAUGACACAUCAUAUAUACAACUUGGGUUCAGGUAAUGAUCCUAAUCUGGUGUGUAAAAUUCUAGAUCCCCAUCACUUGAGUCGGAUCUCAGACACAUUCCAGAGUCUUAAACAAAACAUCCAAAUGAAUGGUCCAUGGGCUUCUGCUUGGGUUGGAGAAGCUGGGGGUGCCUAUAACAGUGGCGGUCGUCAUGUGUCUGACACCUUCGUGAACAGCUUUUGGUACUUAGAUCAGCUUGGAAUGGCAGCAAAGUACAAUACCAAAGUAUAUUGCAGGCAGACUUUAAUUGGUGGAAACUAUGCUCUCCUGAACAAAACUACAUUUGUCCCCAACCCUGAUUACUACAGUUCACUUCUAUGGCAUCGUCUUAUGGGAAAAGGAGUUCUUGCUGUUGAUAGCAAUGCAUCGCCCUAUUUGCGCUUCUAUGCCCAUUGUUCAAAAGGCAGGGCUGGUGUAAGUUUCCUUCUGAUCAAUUUAAGCAACCAGACUCACUUCAAAAUCAAUGUUCAAACUAUCAUGGACAUCAACUUGCACCAGCAAGAGGGUACCAGAGAGACAAAAAGGUCUUUUGUGGACAGUCUUAAGGAAACGGUUUCCUGGGUUGGAAGCAAAUCAUCAGACAAAGCAUUAUUCCGAGAAGAGUACCAUCUAACUCCAAGUGAUGGGAAUCUUCGAAGCAAAAUCAUGCUUCUCAAUGGUGUACCGUUGCAGCUUACAGAUGGCGGAGACAUCCCAAGCAUGCGCCCCGUCUUUCUCGAUGUAAAUUCUCGAAUUUCCAUUGCUCCUUUAUCAAUCAAGUUCGUAUUGCUCCCCAACUUUGAUGCUCCUGCUUGUGACUUGUAAGUGAUGCUGCAUCAUGCAAACUUAGUAUGCGAAUGUUGUGUGUGAUGUGUUGUACUGGCCAAAUGAUAAGUUUAUAGCAAUUGUAAGCUGUGUGUAAUCCUAGGGAGUUAAACAUUUACAAGCUGUAUCUAAUGGGAAUAAAAGAUGCUAUUUAUCAGUAGUUUGUAAUUAUUUUAUGCUUAUGAAAGGUAGCUAUUUUUGUUCAUUAAUAAAUAGCAAAGCCC